UUUGUUAUGCACAAACAUACAAAUAUUUAAGUGAAUGACACACACUUCCUACCCUGACCAUAUAUAAUCGAUACAGUGGUGAACCAUGGAAUGAAUCGUUUCAUCAAACUUUUAUGAUAUAUACAUCCGUUAUUUUUAUUCAUUAAUAUUUGUAUUCACAUAAGAUAGAAUAAGUGAAUAUUUUAUUAGAUAUUAAAAAUUAUGUUAAAACAUGUCACAAAUCAACUAGUCAUCUAAUUGAUUUACUUAUAUUAAAUAUGUCUUCGAUUCUUUUACUUUUCUUUAUAGAAUAGCGAUGACGAUCAUCUUCAGAUGUCUUCUACUCUUAGAACUUCUCCGAUUACUUUAUGUAGAAAACUUAAACGUCUACGCAUUACAUCACUCCCAUUAUAUCAUAACUUCGUUCGCCGCUAGAACUGAUCAGAGUUGUUUAAAACUAAUCAGAUUACUUGUCAAUAUCAUAUUUUACAGAACUAAAAUAUAUUUGGCUAAAAAUAAUUCAUUUCAAAUAGAUUAUAUUGAUAAUUGGAUGAUAACAUUAAAGAAUAUAACAAUAUGGGGAUUUGAUAGACUUAGUCAAAUUAAUCAAUACGAUGACCAAUUUUCUAUUGAACAAGAAGAAAUAUGGCUACAGUCAAAUAAAAAUCAACCUAAUAGUGAUGUUUUAAUUAAAGAAUGGAUGAUGAAACGUGAUGAAAAAUUAUGCGAUGUUUACAAAAUUAAAUUUUCAAUUGAAUUAAAUAAAAAUAUUGAAAUGCUUGCAAAUUGGUGCUUAUUUCCUAAGUGGAAUUAUUUAACGUCCGAAAAUAAUUUUAUGCAUGUUAAAUUUAUCGGUUUACGUUUUAAUGUCAGUUUACAUUUGUUUAUUAAUCAAAAUGGCGCAGUUGGUAUGAAGUUUGAUCAUUUAAAAAUAACACGAUUAUCUAACAUACAAUUACAUACUUUUCAAGAUCCUAUUUAUAUUACUUCCAAAAUGAACAGUAGUCAAAAUGAUAUUGUAAAUUCUUUUGAAAAUUUCACUUUAUCUUGGUUACUUGAUAAAAAAUCUUUACGUGAGAUAUUAUUUUAUUAUUUAGAAACAUCAGUUAUUGAUAUAUUGAACAGGAAUUUAAAUCAUUUGCAAAAUAAUUUUACACUUAGUAAAGGUUUAAGCUGCAAUGUUUAAACUUUUUUUUAGUAUUGGAACACUCAAUUUCGUUUUCUACGCCAAUUACAAUAACGUUUGAAUAUUUAUGCUUAUUGUAUCAUACUGUCUGAACUAAUAUAUCGAAUCUUAAUUUAAAAUGAUAUAAAACAAAUUUAGUAUGUACAUGUCAAGGCUUUACAAAAUAGAAUGAUUGGAUAUAGAGCUUCAUAUACGA
Schistosoma haematobium is the source of this 1361-nucleotide messenger RNA. RefSeq lists its product as uncharacterized. The transcript has 2 exons. NCBI's taxonomy places the organism in Eukaryota, Metazoa, Platyhelminthes, Trematoda, Strigeidida, Schistosomatidae. The coding region runs from base 296 to 1165 and encodes 289 amino acids. The record is from RefSeq and is a predicted model, not a curated record.